CGUGCAUCUGUGGGGAAUGCGUUGGGAAGAAGGGUGUGCUGUACUGGUUAUCUCUCGCUAUUAAGGAGGUAAUGCUGCAUUUGUCGGCCUGUCAGCCAAAGUUUGGAGCUGAUGGGAGAGGGAGGAACUGCUAGUACUCAUGAAGAGAAACAGACAGAUAGUUUAAUUAAUAACCACUGUCCCGUUUCCCCAUGACCCCAGCCAGUUGCUACAUAGAAUCAGCUUGAUGCUUAUGAUGGCUUUAGAUAUCAAGACACGGCCCAGGAGCGCACAGCAUCUGUUAGAGUAAUAGAAACAGGAUUAACCCCAUCAUUUACUUCCAUCCCGGACUGAGGGAUCUCGGACGCCAAGACUUAACACACAGGCUUCUGAAUGAAUGAGUGGGUGGGCCAUGACGUCAAUGUGGUGGGACCUUUACAGAUCCCACCCAGUGAUGCUUUCCCCCUAUCAGAGAGCUCACACUUUUUUGAUAUUCUGGCAGAGCAGAACAGUCCUUUGCUACAGGACCAGGAGGUCAUGCCCUUCACCAGCUAUCCCAGCAUGCAGUACACCUCGGUGGAACCCUCCAUGUCAUCACCAUCGUACUACUCCAGUCAGCACUGCUACCCACAGUACAGUGGGGAGGAGUGGUACUCUCCAUCCACCGUCUUUGAGAUGAGGAAAGGACCAUUGGAGGGCGGCUUUGAUAAUGAGCUGGACGAGUCUUGCCCUGUUGUCCCGACUGUGUGUAAAAGAUCCAGACAUGCAGCCCACUCCGGAAGGAGCAAAGGCGAGGAACUGUGUGUGGUCUGUGGAGAUAAAGCAUCAGGGUAUCACUACAAUGCACUCACAUGUGAAGGAUGCAAAGGUUUCUUCAGAAGGAGUAUUACAAAGAAUGCUGUAUAUAAAUGUAAGAGUGGAGGAAACUGUGAGAUGGACAUGUACAUGCGCAGGAAAUGCCAAGAGUGUCGACUCAGAAAGUGCAAAGAGAUGGGCAUGCUGGCAGAAUGCUUAUUAACUGAAAUCCAGUGCAAAUCCAAAAGGCUGAGGAAAAACACAAAGGCCUCAUCUGACGAAAGUAUAGGGGAUGAUGUUGGUGAUAGUAGAGAUGCUAAACAAAUUGUAUCUACCACUAAACCCUCCAAGGAGAGUAUAGAACUGACCCAAGACCAAAAGGCUUUAAUAAGUUAUAUAGUUGAUGCUCACAACAAACAUCGCAUCCCUCAGGAUAUGGCGAAAAAACUGCUACAAGAGCAAUUUAACACAGAAGAAAACUUCCUUCUACUGACCGAAAUGGCAACUAGUCACGUUCAAGUGCUGGUUGAGUUCACAAAAAAUAUACCAGGUUUUCAGUCUCUGGAUCAUGAAGAUCAGAUCGCUUUAUUAAAAGGUUCCGCUGUAGAGGCAAUGUUCCUGCGCUCGGCCCAGGUUUUCUCCAAGAAACUGCCCAACGGACAUACAGAGGUGCUAGAGGACAGGAUCAGAAGGAGUGGCAUAUCUGAAGAGUUUAUCACACCCAUGUUUAACUUCUAUAAAAGCAUCGGGGAGCUGCAGAUGAUGCAAGAGGAACAUGCUCUCCUCACUGCUAUCACAAUCCUCUCACCAGACCGACCAUACAUAAAGGACCAGCAGGCAGUGGAGCGUCUGCAGGAGCCCAUGUUGGAGGUGCUGAGGAAGGUCUGUAAACUACAGCACCCCCACGAGCCUCAGCACUUUGCACGGCUUCUCGGUCGUCUGACUGAGCUUCGCACCCUCAACCACCACCACGCAGAAAUGCUGGAAUCAUGGCGCAUGAGCGACCACAAGUUUACCCCCCUCCUCUGUGAGAUCUGGGAUGUUCAGUGACUUGAGUGACUCUUCCACGUUCAGUGGAAGAGAAAAUAUACAAAAAAUGGGCGAUUGAAAGAGAGACUUUUUUUGCUACGGACUUUUACUAAGCUGCCAAAGAGAGGAGUUUACACACUUUUCAGAGAAGUGGACUGUUAAAGUUUGUAAUGUAAAUGUAAUAUAUUGUCAGACUUCAAAUAAAACAGAAAAUAAGAAGAUUUUAAGACAUUAUCAGCUCUUCAAGAAAACAUUGAUGUACACAUUUUGAUAUUUUAACGCCUUUGUAAAUGUUUACCUGGCCUUUGCAACUUGGCACCUUGGUUUGUUUAUCAUCUGCUUAUCUUUAUCUGAGGAUUUUGUGGCUUUUUACAUUUUAUGUCUGUUUGUGUAAUUCAUCUAAAUAUUUUAAGGUUCUCAAAAUCUGUACUGCCUGACCUGUGGUCACUCUUUUCACUUUUCGAGAAUUAUGUAACCAUUCUACUUUUGUGCCUAAAUAUAUGUGUUUAUCUGUAAACUGGUGUUUACCAUUGUGAAAUUAUAAACAGUAUAUUUAGAAUAACAUGCCAAGUACAAGCCCAUUCUGUAUGUGCUAAGCACAAAACCAUGGGCAUUAAAUGAAUAGUUCAAAAAUGAAAAUUUGCUGAAAGAUUAUUCACCUUCAGGUGAUGUAGAUGAGUUUGUUUCAUCAUCUGUACAGAAAUUUAGCAUUACAUCACUUGUUUUAACUGCUGAUAAAAACAUCACAAUAAUCCAUAAGGAAUCCUCACAACUCCAGUCCAUCAUUGAACAUCUUGUCAAGUAGAAAAAAAGGCAUGUUUGUAUGAAAGAAAUCUAUAGCCUAAUUUGGACUUUAAACAGUUGCUUCCAGCUGAAAUACAAGUCAAAUUACUUGUAACUAGAUUAACGUGAUGUUUUUAUCAGCUGUUUAGACUCUCAAAAUCUGUUCCAAUAAAGAAACAAACCUCUACAUCUUGGAAGGCCUGAGUAUUCAGCUGACCAGGAUAUUGUGCAUCUGAAACAAAAGACCUUUGCCAAACUGUAAUCGGUUUGUCCAGAAUGUCAUUGUAUGCCAUAGCAUUAUGCCAUCGUUUGUUGUUAUGCAUUGAUUUGAGUCUGAAUCUGAACAAAUCUUACUAACUUUUGUCACUCAAUUAACUGAUUCAUUCAUUAUAUUUAUUCAUUCAUAUUUGAAUGAAAUUCAGCCCCCCAAAAAAGCUUUGUGAAUUUUUUCAUGUCAUUACAUUGUUUAGAGCAUAAGAAAAAAAUGGAAAAAUAACAUUUUUGAAAAAUUAUAUUUUAUUCUAUGUCCUCUGUAGAGGACACUGGGACUAAAAAUAUAAAAAAUAAAAUGGCAUGAAUAGACAUCAAAAAGGCAAAAACAAUGGGAUUUUUUUUUUAAAUCAAUUUUUAGGUUUCAGGAUUUUUUUAUACUAAACUUUGUUUAAGGAUGAUUCUCAACUAUGUUAUAAAAUAUAUAACAAAAUGAUUUGAUAUACCAUUUUGUUUUAUGCAAUUAUGUGUGUAACAAUUUACAUAAACUGGUUUUCCCAUUAAGCAUAGUGUAUCUAUACACUGUAUAUAAUUUGCAUAUUAAUGUGUUGCAGUUGGGACAGCAUGUUGAAAAAAGAAUUGUCAUAAUGGGAGUAA
This is a messenger RNA of Onychostoma macrolepis, 3453 nucleotides long. It is a transcript of the gene nr1h4, whose product is annotated as nuclear receptor subfamily 1, group H, member 4. NCBI's taxonomy places the organism in Eukaryota, Metazoa, Chordata, Actinopteri, Cypriniformes, Cyprinidae. The record is from RefSeq and is a predicted model, not a curated record. Gene Ontology annotation, molecular function: RNA polymerase II cis-regulatory region sequence-specific DNA binding; zinc ion binding; nuclear receptor activity. Bases 373 to 1824 code for a protein of 483 amino acids. The transcript is spliced from 10 exons. Gene Ontology annotation, biological process: negative regulation of transcription by RNA polymerase II; negative regulation of inflammatory response; bile acid signaling pathway.